Messenger RNA from Tetrahymena thermophila SB210, 1080 nucleotides. RefSeq names its product kinase domain protein. The transcript has 13 exons. NCBI's taxonomy places the organism in Eukaryota, Ciliophora, Oligohymenophorea, Hymenostomatida, Tetrahymenidae. The record is from RefSeq and is a predicted model, not a curated record. Gene Ontology annotation, molecular function: protein binding.
AUGAAUUAAUAGAUUAAAUACUUUAAUGAUAUUUCAAUAUUAGAAAGCUCUCCUUUAUAGUCUCAUUUAAAUGUUUUUGUUGAUCUAAGUAAAAAUAAAUUCAAAUUAGAUGUUUAAAAAUUUAGUGAUGCUUUGUCAAAUUGUAUCAACCUUUAAUCUUUAAAACUUGAUCUCUAAAAUAAUCACUUGGAUUCAAAAGAUUUAAAAAACAUAUGUUCUUCUCUAGCAAAAUGUCCUCAUCUCUCAACAUUAACUCUCUUGCUUUUUGAAAAUGAUACUUGUGAUGAAGGUGCUUCAUUAAUAGGAUCUUCUUUAACUAACAUCAAGAAUUUAUCUAAUUUAACGCUCAAUAUUUAAGAAAACAAAAUUACAUGUUUAGGAGUUUCAGCACUAGGAUCUUUUUUCGAAAAUUAUAAGAGUCUCUCAAUUUUUAAAUUGAAUCUCUAAUUCAACAAAAUAGGUAUAUUAGGAGCAAAAAACCUUGGUACUUGCUUAGAAAAGUGCACUAACCUUACAGAUUUAGCUUUAAAUUUAGUCCGAAACGAAAUCGAAAAAUAGGGCGCUUUUGGUUUAUGCUCGCCUCUAGUUAAUUGCAUAAACCUUAAAAUUUUAUCACUAAAUUUAGGAAAUAACAAUAUUGGUGACGAAGGAGUAUAAAACAUAGGUUCUGUUUUAAAAAAUAUCCCUAAGCUGUCUUAUUUAACUUUAUUCCUUUACUAAAACUAAAUAAGUUCGUAAGGUGCUUUAAGUCUUUGCUCAAAUAUAGCUGAAUGCCCUAAACUUUCAUCUUUGACAAUGUCUUUAGGAUAAAAUUAUAUUGGAUCAUAGGGUGCUUCAGAUUUAAUUUAGGCUUUAGGAAAAUCCCCAAAACUCUUAAUUUUAUAGCUUUAUCUUUAUUCGAAUUAAAUUGACAAUAAAGGAGUGUAGUUAAUAAGUGCCUCUUUAAAAAGUUUAGUACGGAUCACUUAUUUAAUACUCACAUUAGGUGAUAAUAAGAUUAGCUAUAUUGAAGGUUAAAUUAUUUCAAAAAAAGCUUUGAAGAUGAAGAGAAUGGUGAAACAUUAAAUUAUUUCAAUAUGA